GUCAGGUGGUUCGUCUAAUAGCACGAGGAGCUGUCCGCGGUGCUGACUCCAGACUCACACUGCGAGGAGGCAGAGAGAUGCUCAGCUCACUCACCACGCUCCGCACGAAUUAACUACAGUAAGGCGUCACCAUGCUGUCACUGCCCCAGGCCCCCGCGACAGGAAAGCCUUCCCUCAUCUGUUUUGCCAACCUCCUCUCGAUCCUUCUCUUCCUCGGUUUUCCUGAUGUUCACGGGGCUUCACUUAGAGAGCACAGACUGCGGGGAAGUGAAUCAGACUCCCCGAGAGGAAAUGUCCGCCAGAUGCCUAAUGCCGAUAUGCUGAAAGCCUUGGAGUACAUCGAGAGUCUCCAUCAAAGAACAGGCAUGGAAUCCCCGCAGCACGUCCCUCUCGCUGCAGGCUCUGAUGCCGGCCACAUGGAUGAUGUUGAGAAGCUGCGUGCCAUGCUGAGACUGGCUUCGAACCCGGCGCAAAGCAAAGCCGAAGAGGAGGAGCAGGACGAAGAGGAAGAUGAGGAGAGGGAGGGGAAGGAGGAUAAGAGCGAGGAGCUGCUCCAAGCUGUGCUCAGUACGCUCCAACAGACAGAAAAGGCCUCCAAGCCGGCUCUGCUUCGCCCCAGUGCAGAAAGAACAGGCACAAAGGACGGCUUGUAUCCCAGGGUGCAGCAGAAACAGCACGGCAUCACGCCUCACAAGAAGCUGCCCUUACUGUUCGAGGACGAGGAAGAAGGUGAAGGUGAUGAGGAGGAGGACGACGAGAGGCCGGAGCACGACAGCCCCUUCAAGCGCACCAACGAGAACGUGGAGGAGAAGUACACACCUCAGAACCUGGCAACGCUGCAGUCGGUCUUCGACGAACUGGACAAGCUGACCAGUGCGAAGACCGUGCAUAAGCGCCAAGAGGAGGAAAAUAAUGUCGGGGAGGAAGAUGCUGAAGAAGAUGGUGAUAUAUUUAAUGAGAGGAGCGCAGCGUACAAUGACAUGGACGGAGAUCUCGCAGACUGGGGUCCUCUAGAAGAACAGGAAGAAGAAGAGGAGGAGGAGGAGGACGGGGACAGUGACAACAAACACGAAGUUGACCGUGGGCUCGAUUACAUCGACGACAAUGACGAAGAAACUGACGAGGGUGAUGAAGAGGAAGAUGACGAAAGCUACCCAGUCAAACGAUCGCAAGAUCCAGAUGACGUAGCCAGUUUAGUGGACUAUUACCUCCUGAAAGUAUUGGAGAAAACUGAAGAGGAAGAGCAUAAGCGAGAGAUAGAGGAGGAAGAGGAGAAAAGGAGGGCUGAGAGGAGAGUGUCUAAGGCUCAGUACAGAGACAACAUAGAUCCAAGAGCCAUCUACCAGCUCAUUCAGUUCUCUCAGAAAUACCAGAUCCCACCAGAAGACCUCAUGGACAUGCUCAAAAUCGGAGACAAGACGAAUCAAGACAAGUCGCGAAAGAGCAACGGAUUAGCCAGAGCAGGGAACAGGUUCCCUGAGGUAUCCUUAAAGAAGACGCACAAGAUUCCUGAGCCCAGGUUCUACAGCAGACCCCUGCCUUACGUGCAAAAGACCCCAGAACAGCUGAGGACAGAAGAGAUCCUCAAAAUCCUGGGGCUGGGCGGCACGGAGGCUCCCGCUCCCGUCAGGAAGCAGAAGCAGCACAAGAGCUCACUCUCACGACUUCACGCUCAGCCUGCAGGCGGUUUGGGGGAAUCCGCUCCCACGCAAAGGCGCCUUCCCGGCACCUUCAAGGACGACUACGACGACACCGUGGACGAGGACGAGCUGGCAGCGUACCUAGCGGCUCAGAUGCUGGCACAGUAUCCCAAACCCGCAUACGGCAACAACAAGGCGAGCCAAAAGAGGGAUGACGCUGGACAAAGCGCGACGGGCUCUUUUGAAAAGGCGAUAGAGGAAUAUUUAGAUCAAAUGGACUCAGACAAAAGCCCAAACGAAAAAAGACAGUCUGAGGGCGACGAGAGGGGCGACGACAUGCAAAUGCAAGGCUUUGAGAACGAAGCGAUGAUGAAACUGCUGAGCUACCUGAACCCGGAAAGUGAUGCCAAAACUGCUCAAGGAAUAUAAAGACAGCUGUAAAUACAUAUACAUAUAUAUAUAUAUAUAUAUAUUGUUUUGGUGGAGGGAAGAGGUUGGAAAUAAAGUAUUUUGAAGAAUAAAAACAUGCAGUCAACUUUAGUUAUUAUGUAGGUUUGCAAACGUUCUUAUUUGUUAUCAGAAAUAAGAGUAUUCACAAACUCAUUUGAUGUUUUUUUAAUAUGAAUUGGUUGCUGAACCACACUUAACAACCAGUAAACGUGUCUCACCAGCUUUACAUUUCAAUGCACAGACACAUACACAAACAAACACACACAACCUAAAUCAGUGUUGGAUCCCUUAGAUUCACUUGUGUUUUUUGGUAAUUCUUUCUUAAAUGUGGUCAUAUGUGACAUACCUGAGGUAAAUAAAGCAUUGACUUUAGUUUUUC
Molecule: messenger RNA, 2469 nt
Organism: Mugil cephalus (flathead mullet)
Lineage: Eukaryota; Metazoa; Chordata; Actinopteri; Mugiliformes; Mugilidae
Gene: scg2a
Product: secretogranin II a
Exons: 2
Coding region: 132-2069 (645 amino acids)
Cellular component (GO): secretory granule
Source: RefSeq, a predicted model, not a curated record